Aspergillus costaricaensis CBS 115574 is the source of this 279-nucleotide messenger RNA. RefSeq lists its product as uncharacterized. The transcript is spliced from 2 exons. Lineage: Eukaryota; Fungi; Ascomycota; Eurotiomycetes; Eurotiales; Aspergillaceae. The annotation marks the transcript as partial. The record is from RefSeq and is a predicted model, not a curated record.
GAUACCUUUGUGUUUCUCUAUGGGGUUGAUCCUAUCCUUGCUAAGAAUAUCGACUACAUUCCGACAAUCAAUGUAAUAGAAAGACAUGCUACAGUUAAGGCCUCUGAGAAGAGAAUAGGAAUUGACUUAUUUGAGGAACGGUUCUACAAAUUUCUAGAUGCCUUGGAUUCAGCUGGGUAUGCAGGUGAUUACUUGGAUUCCAUGCAAGCAGAUGCUCAGCUUAAUGAACUCCAUAAAGCAUAUAAGGAUUUCUGGGUUGCUAGCAGAUUGGUGCGAUGA